AUGACUCGGCGGUUCCCGAUCUGGCAAACGCUGACGGAACUCACCAGGCACAGCGACAGUACGAAGCUGAAGCCGGCGCUUACAACGACUACCUGGAAAUUCCCGCCGAAGUCCGUCAGCAUCAAGCACAGCCUAAAAACUCUCAAAGUGAAACAGUACCUGUCUGGAACGGAGUCAACAACAAGUUUGCUACUCAUUGUCCGUGACUCAGCUGACGAGACUUACAUAAAUGAUAAUGUCCUUCUGGAAAACUAUAUCCAUGGAGAGAAUACCCUUAGCUCUGUAAGCGAUUGGCUGUUCCAGAAGAAAGCUUCAUUACCUGCUUAUGAUGUGGCCUACCUAAUGACAGGCAAGGACAUGGCUGAUGUGGAAUCUGGCAUGAUUCAGAAGGGCUUAGCUGGCAUUGCCUGGAAAGGAGCCGCAUGUGUUGUGGCCAGCGCUAACAAACGCUCUUUCAACACUGGCAUGGGUGAGGAUAUGGGCGCUUACUAUGUGGGCGUGAUGACUGCCGCCCAUGAAGUAGCACACAAUCUUGGCUCUCCUCAUGACGGCAAAGAUGGAGCAGAAGCUUGUUCGUGGGACGACGGCUACAUAAUGAGCUACGUUUCAGGUAAACCCAACAAGCUGUUCUUUUCGUCAUGUUCACAGAAACUGAUGAAGGACUAUAUGAGCAGUGGCGACGCUGCCUGCCUUCAGACCACCCAAGUGGGAGAGAAAAUUCCUCUGUCUUCCCAGCUGCCAGGUGAAAUGGUCUCCAUGGACGAACAGUGCCAAAAGCAAACUGGCAAGUCGGAAGCCUUUGCGUCCAAAUCCGUGUCUGAAGACUCUGUGUCCAGCUCGUAUGCCAGUGGCAGGUGA
Molecule: messenger RNA, 858 nt
Organism: Penaeus indicus
Lineage: Eukaryota; Metazoa; Arthropoda; Malacostraca; Decapoda; Penaeidae
Product: A disintegrin and metalloproteinase with thrombospondin motifs like
Exons: 2
Coding region: 1-858 (285 amino acids)
Biological process (GO): proteolysis
Molecular function (GO): metalloendopeptidase activity
Source: RefSeq, a predicted model, not a curated record